UUUCCCAAAAAGGGUCCUAUGUUCCCCUGUAGCCAUAAAUACCGGGGAGCAUAGGACCCUUUUUGGGAAAAGCGGGGAACAUUGGUGAUGGUUGCCGUUUGCCGUUUGGGCUUCUCUGGGUUUGUUUACCGGCGUAUGAAUAGACUGCGUCAGGUUCUCCGAUGUCUCUCCCUCUUCCACAAAAGGUAAAGACAUGCAAUGGUAGUUAUCUCGGCCGGAAUUUGGCAGUAAUGGUGGAAAACAGACCGGGGAACAUUGAACCUGUUACGUAUUUUAGGAACAUAAGCUGCCUCCACGUAGCCUCUAGGAAGCAGAUUCAAACACACAAGCUGCAUUACCCUCACAUAGCCACUAGGAAGCAGGAUCGAACACUUAAGCAACUACUUUAGCCACAGAUAGCAGCACCUUUAGACAGGGGCGUAGCCAUUACGUCACCCCGGCCACGCCCACUUGACGUCCUCUAGCCAGUGUUGCCAACUUAGCGAUUUUAUCGCUAUAUUUAGCUACUUUUCAGACCCCUUUGGCGACUUUUUUUCAAAACAGCGACAAGCGACAAAUCUAGCUCCUUUUUCAGCUGUUAUUGGUGACUUUUGGCGACUUUUUGAGGUGGAAGCACUAUCGCUAUUACCUCUUCACAACGAGCACCGGGUGCCUGCGCGGCCCCUCCCCCGUCUCAAAGCACUUACAGGCAGCCCAGUCCUCGUCAGUGUUGCCAACUUAGCGAUUUUGUCGCUAUAUUUAGCUACUUUUCAGACCCCUUUGGCGACUUUUUUUCAAAACAGCGACAAGCGACAAAUCUAGCUCCUUUUUCAGCUGUUAUUGGUGACUUUUAGCGACUUUUUGAAGUGAAAGCACUAUCGCUAUUACCUCUUCACAACGAGCACCGGGUGCCUGCGCGGCCCCUCCCCCAUCUCAAAGCACUUACAGGCAGCCCAGUCCUUGUGCAUCAGUCCCUCCCAGCUGCUCUGGAGACGUUCACGCCUCGGCAUCCGGGCUGCAAAUGAAUCCGCGUCACCACGUGACGCGUCUCGGCCAGCAAGCCGCCGCCGACUGAUCCCGCCCCCUGACGUAAUUCCCGCCAGGGCGGGAAAAUGUAAUAUUUUCUUUGUCUAAAUAAAAUAAUAAAUCGCAUUGACUCACACUGCCUCAGCCCUCAGGUAGGUUCAGUCACUUCACCUCACCUCGUCCACUGCGUGAGUGUGUGUGUGUCUUUACCAUGUCGCAGUCAAAACUUUAUCAACAAAAAUAUAGGAAAGAGUGGGAAGCAAACACUGCUUUUAAGGGCUGGUUAAAGCCGUUUAUUGGAGACGAUAAACGAGCAUACCGUUGCUAUUGCAAAGUCGAUUUCUGUGCCAAACUCAGUGAUGUGAAGAAACACAGUUCAACCCAAAAGCAUAUUCAAAAGGCACAAAUCGGCUCAAACAACGCUGCCAUUUAUGGUAAGCAAAAUUGAUGUCUCCAAAAAGGCUGAGGCUACUAUAGCGUUAGCAAUUGCUGAACACUGCUCCCUCCUUGCAUGCGACCACAUUGGGGAAGCAUGUAGGUCAGCUUUUUCCGACUCUGCUGCUGCUACGCAUUUCAGAAUGCACAGGACUAAGUGCACUGAAAUGAUCAAUGGUGUCCUAGCACCUUACUUUUUGAAAAAGUUGGUGGCAGAUGUGGGUGAGCAGCAUUUUAGCCUCCUCGAUGAGGCCACAGACAUCAGUGUGUCUAAGUACCUGGGUGUUGUCAUCAGAUACUUCAGUGAAACUAAAGGGACAGUGGUUUCAACAUAUCUGGGGCUUGUUGAGUUGGACGGAGGAGAUGCCCAUUCUAUUGCCCGUGCUUUGUUGGCUUUUUUGGAAAAGUGCUCUCUUGUUAAAGAGAAACUCCUAGGGAUAGGCACUGACAAUGCCUCUGUAAUGACAGGGAUAAAUAAUGGUGUCCAUACAGUUCUCAAACAGGAGUAUGGCCUUAAAGACCUUGUCCUCAUUCGAUGUGUGUGUCACUCCCUGCAGCUUGCGGUUACUCCUGCAUCCAAUGACACAAUGCCACGCAGUGUGGAGUAUCUGGUAAGGGAGACAUAUAAAUGGUUUUCAGUGUCUCCCAAACGCAGGGAGGCCUACAAGGCCAUUUACGAGACUAUUAACUGUGGGGAGAAACCCUUACAAAUUACAAAGGUGUGUGCCACAUGUUGGCUCUCCAUUGAACCCGCAGUGUCACGCAUUUUGGACCAGUGGGAGGAGCUUAAGCUGCAUUUUGAGGUCACCAAGUCCAGUGAACACUGCUACAUGGCUGAGGUUUUACACUCCAUGUACAGUGAUCCUCAAAAUGUCUUGUACUUGACUUUUUUGAAGUCAGUGCUGGGUGAGGUACAGUUGGCCAUGAAGGCUUUUGAAGGAGAGCAGGUAGAUCCUCUUAAGCUACUUGACAGCUUGGUAGGCCUCAUCAAGUCUGUGAGCAGCAGGGUCCUGAAUCCAUUGGCAAAGGUUGAUGUUCUUAAAGGGCCAAUAGAUGGAUACAUCAGUCCAAUACCAUACCUUGGUUACCUUUUUGACUCAAAGGCAGCUGAGCUCCACCUCGCGCCUGACAAUGAACACAAUGUCCGAAAACGGUGUGUCGCCUUCACCAUCUCCCUCACAAAUGAGUUGAGGAUGAGACUGCUGGACAACAUUGAGACAUUGAAAUACAUGUCAGUUUUCAAUGUAGAGAAAACUCUUAAAUGCAGCAAGAGCCCUGGAGAAAUGGUGAAAAUAGCCAAGCUCCUUGGCUACGCACCUGAAGUAAUCGACAAGAUUGUCCAACAAUGGCGUGCCAUUCAUCUCAGUGACUGGAUGGAGAAAAAAAACACACUGGGCUUCUGGAGUGAGAUCUGGAAGUUCAGGGACGCAGCUGGUAUCAACCCAUUUCAGGAACUUGCCAUGGCUGCUGUGUCUGUGUUGUCAUUGCCACACUUGAAUGCUGAAGUUGAGAGAGUGUUCAGCCAGAUGAGUGUGGUAAAAAGCAAACUCAGGAACCGGAUGUCCUUGCAGACCUUAAACUCCAUCCUAUACAUCCGAUAUGGAUUAAAGCUGUCAGGUGAUGCUUGCUUUGAGCACUAGGGUUGGGCAUCGAGCAUCGAAUGGAACCUGGACUAACAUUCCGGUUCUCCCGGAUUCGUUCAAAUUUUAAAAUUUCGAUUCAUAGUUUCGAUGCCCAGUCCGCUGACCGGAAGAAGAAGCCGCCGAACAGUAAAGAAGAAGCUUCCGGAGAACCCGCCAAACUGUGUGUGCGCGCGUAAACAUGGAAACUGUGCGGCGGCGCUCGAAAGUGUGGCUUAACUUCACUAAAAUAAAUGACAAGUCGGCUCGGUGCAACAUUUGCAAAACAAUUAUAUCGUGCAAAGGCGGGUGUACCACCAACAUGAUCAAACAUCUCCGGGGUCAUGGUGCACAGAUAACUGAUUGCCCCGUCUUUGACGCGCUGCGCCGGCCAUCCUCCGUUGCCACUUCCUCCACUGCCUCUACCUCCGCUGCCUCUACCUCCGGCUCCGACCCUCACCCUAGCACUGCACUAUCGGGUUAGCAACAAAUACGUAAACGGUUGGUCAACUCAAAUGUAAAUACCAAGCUAACAUUAGCCCAUGUAUUUUUUCAUAGCCAUACGACCUGAAAUUGCAACCGUUAGCCAGGCAGUUACUCCGUUCAGCAUAGCGUCCAAGGGAAAGAUGUCGGUGCAACAAGUGCAAGAGUGCCACAGAAAGGUUACAGCCUUUAUUGUAAAAAGGUUGCAUCCCUUUUCAGAUGUGGAAUCACCAACAUUUAGGGACAUGGUGAAAGCCAUCAACCCCAAGUACACACCACCUACCAGGGACUACUUGGCAAAUAAAUUAAUACCAUCUUGGUAUGAGGUCGAGAAGUCAAAUGUCAUUACAGAGCUCAGUGACGUCUGCUCUGUUGCACUCAUGUGAUGGCUGGAGUAGCAUCACACAGGACCAUUACCUCACCAUCACAGCACACUAUAUAGUGGAGGGCAAAAUGCAGCAAAAAGUGCUAAAAACAAAAGCUGUGUACAAAGCACAGACUGGCUGUGUUGUGGCAGAGGAAAUAAGUGAUGUUCUGUCAAGAGUUUGGCAUUUCCGGCAAAAUUAAAGCAGUCACUGUAGAUAAUGCUGCCAAUAUGGAUGUGACUAUUCAAAUUCAUGGAGAAGUUCAGACUAUUUCAUCCAGAAAGACCUCUGGUUAGCUAGCUCAUUUAAAACAUGUAAACUUUUUUGACCCUGCCUCUUAAGAGAAUCGGAAUCGUUAGGAACCGGAAUCGAAACGAGGAAUCGGAACCGGAAUCGUUCAAAUUCAAACGAUGCCCAACCCUAUUGAGCACCAGCUGCCUGAUCAUGUUUUGAAGCUUUUUGGAACAUCAUCUGCUUAUUCAUUCAAGGUAGCUCCUACAGCUGAACCUGCAGUAGAGAGCCUUGACCAGAGUGACGAUGACUCACUGGUUCUGUGAGCUAGCACAGCCUGUCUGUGUGUGGAGGGAGGUCUGGAGUAGGCCUAACUCUGCCAUUUAGAUUGUUAAUAUAUAUUGUAUACAAAAAUAUGUUAUGUUUAAAAAUGUUCAUGUUUAAAUGUGACCUGUUCUAGGCUCCUACGCGGACCAUAAGGUUGACUUAAGAAAAAUAAAAUAAUAAAAACAUAUUAAAAUAAAAACAAUAAAAAAAUAACUUUAGAAGGACUAUCUCUGCAAGAGUGGGUCCAUUUAGAUUGUUAAUGUAUAUUGUAUACCAAAAAAUGUUAUGUUUUAAAAUGUCAAUGUUUUACUAUGACUUGUUCGGCUCCUAAGUGGACCAUAAAGUUAAAAA
Gadus chalcogrammus (walleye pollock) is the source of this 4816-nucleotide messenger RNA. RefSeq lists its product as uncharacterized. The transcript has 2 exons. The coding region runs from base 1437 to 3080 and encodes 547 amino acids. Gene Ontology annotation, molecular function: protein dimerization activity. Lineage: Eukaryota; Metazoa; Chordata; Actinopteri; Gadiformes; Gadidae. The record is from RefSeq and is a predicted model, not a curated record.